ACAAAAUUCCAACGGUACGGAAAUGCAACACCAGUCCUACGGAAGCCGUAAUGGUUUCUCCCGAUGACGUUUCGGCUACUACAGAUGAGGGAUGUGGUUGACGUUUGAUAGCGGGAUACAAAUGGUUUGUUAAACAACGAAACCAACACAGAUCCCCGGAGUGGAUUCGGGUCUCGAGUAAGGAGGACUGGUGUGUUUUUAUCUUCUUCUGUGAGCUUUGGUGAGAAGAUGUUGGAGUCAUACGUCACCCCGCUCCUGAUGAGCUAUGUGAACAAGUACAUAAAGAACCUGAAGCCCUCUGACCUGCAGCUGUCGCUAUGGGGGGGCGAUGUGGUUCUCAGCAAGCUGGACCUGAAGCUGGAUGUACUGGAGCAGGAAUUGAAACUACCCUUUACAUUCAUGAGUGGUCAUAUCCAUGAACUGCGUAUCCAUGUACCUUGGACCAAACUGGGGUCGGAGUCUGUCGUAAUAACCAUCAACACCAUGGAGUGUAUCCUGAAGCUGAGAGAUGGAGCCCAGGAUGACCAUGACAGCACCUCGAGUUCGACCAGCCGCAGUGCCUCUGAUAGCUCCAAGGCUGUGGCCAAGCCCCGUCGCCUUCAGCAGGUAGCCCCCAGUGACCCGGACCUGCCCCCAGGUUACGUUCAGAGUCUGAUUAGACGGGUGGUGAACAAUGUAAACAUUGUUGUAAACAAUCUGAUCCUGAAGUAUGUGGAGGAUGACAUUGUGCUCUCAGUCAACAUUACCUCAGCUGAGUGCUACACAGUGGACGACAUAUGGGAGAGAGCCUUCAUGGACAUCACCACUCCAGACCUGGUUCUUAGGAAAGUUAUAAACUUUACAGACUGUACAGUGUGUUUGGACAAGCGGAACGCAAGUGGCAAGAUCGAGUUUUAUCAAGAUCCACUGCUUUACAAGUGCUCCUUCAGAACGCGUCUUCAUUGUACCUAUGACAACAUUAACUCAAAGAUCCCGUCUGUCAUUAAAAUCCAUACCAUGUUGGAGAGUCUGAAGUUGUCCAUUACAGACCAACAGCUGCCCAUGUUUAUCCGAAUCUUAGAGCUGAUCAUUGCCCUUUACUACGGGGAAAUAGGACAGAAAGAAGCUGAGGGAGAAGAGGGCCUCGGUCAUGGUGGGGACAGCGGAGCCAGUUCACCUGGCAUGGAUGUUGAAACCGAGGGGUCUCACCCGUUCUCAAGCCAAGAUGUCUACAUGCACUCUGUGGGUCCUGAGGGGGAAGACCAGGGCUGGGUGUCGUGGGCCUGGUCCUUCAUCCCAGCGAUUGUGGCCGCAGAGGAAGAAGGGGAGGACGGUCUUUAUCAGCAGAGAGAGAUUGGAGGCAAUCCCAACAGCCCCCAACAACACACCUCCAGAGACCCCAUAGUUUCCAUUGGCCUCUACUGCACCAAAGCUUCCAUCACCUUCAAGCUUACAGAAACGCAGAUGGAGAGCAGCUACUACAGUCCGCAGAAAGUCAAAUCCAGAGAAGUCAUGUGUGUGGAGCAGGAGGGGAUCACUAUUGAGGUGCUCAUGAUGGGGGAGCCUUUCUUCGACUGUCAAAUUGGCUUUGUGGGCUGCCGAGCUCUAUGCCUGAAAAGCAUCAUGGGAGUGCGGGAUUUUGAGGAAAAUAUCAACCGGCGUGAGGAGGAUGCAGUCUUCCUGAGUUGUGGGGACAGCCUCAGUAUGAAGGGCAUGACGUACCUCACCAACUCCCUCUUUGACUACCGGAGUCCAGAGAACAACGGAGUCCGGGCCGAGUUCAUCCUUGAUGCAGCUAAUCACAAGGAGACCUACACAGAGAUAGCUGGCAUGCAGCGCUUUGGGGCUUUCUACAUGGAUUAUCUCUACACAAUGGAGAGCAGCAGUGGCAAAGGCUCACAGGAGUUCCUGGUGUCGGGGAUGGAGGAGGCGGUGGCAGCCGUUGAAGAGACGUCCAUCAAGAGGCUGGUGGUGGGACCACUUAACAUCAGGCUUCACAGCAGCGCGGUGCACCGCAUUCUCAAAAUGAUUACCUGUGCCAUGGACCACGAAUAUGUGUCCUACUGCAGACCCCAGCCAGAAACCAUUAAGGAAAGCUCCGGACCAGCUACUCCAGAGGAGAUCUCAGACUUGGAGGAGUUCAUCCCGACCAGACUCACUUGUCUCACUUUGCUUCAAGUGUCGGUCACCGUCUCCAUGGCAGAGUUCAACCUUCUUCACACACUAAUGCCGGUCAUCAUGGGUCGUAAAGCUGGGGGGGUACCAGCCUCUGUCCCCGUGUUCCACCCACUGCACCCUCUACCUUCUGUGCAGUUCCAGGUAGAACGGGUAAAUGUUGAACACUCGGUGCCAAUGUACGGUCCAAAGCUGGUCUCUGCCGUCAGCAGUCUCAGUCAGCCCCCAGACAACCUGCUGCAUCACUGCUAUGCACAUCUCUACCUCAAGGUGUUUGGAUUCCAGGCUGGCUUGACAUGCAAAGAUAGUACAGGGGACUUUCGGCCUCUGCUUCCCAUCAUCCCCUCCUUCAGUACUGCCCUCUAUGGAAAGCUGAUUGAGUUGCCGGCCUUGUGGAGCAAAAGGUCAUCAGUUCCCACCACAGAGUGCAUUUUAGAGCUUCCUCACUUCACAAUUCAGGCCACAAGAGCGCAGACGCUUCUACUCCAAGCCAUCUACCAGAGCUGGACUCACAGCAUGGUUAAUGGAUCUCCAGUUACACUCAGCGAAAGCCUUCUCAGUGAGGUGUUCAAAGUUCCAGGUGUGAGAUAUCCAGGCCCGUCACCGACUCUCGAAGGCUUGGUCCAAAAUGUGGAGUUGAAGUUCUGCAGCCGUGCGAUGGUGAAAUGUGCCUCGGGAACUGUGGGAGCUGUAAAAGUAUGCGCCAGGACCCCAGGUUCAGCAGAAGGGGUGAAGGAGAAACUGGUUCCUCUGAUUCAGGGGCCGUCUGACACUAAAGAGCUCUACAUGAGUCGCUGGCUGAAUGAGAUCCGUAAACCUGAGUCUUUACUGGCUCCGGACCUGCUGGUGUUUUCUGUUCAAGUCCCCCAGCAAGGAGACGACUGCAGAAACUCAGGUGCAGUCCUGCUGGUCAGCGUUCAAGGGAUUUCGGUCAAUGUGGAUCCAGUUUUUUGCACCUGGUUGUUGUAUCAGCCUCACAAAGGAAGCAGCAGGAAACAGCAACAGAAUGCAGGUCCUGUUCCUCUGGCCAAGAAGAGAGAGGAUGACGUGUCCAUGGGGAGUACACCAUUGGCCAAGCAACCCUCCAACCAGGCGUCAGACUAUGCCAGCAGCCCUGUUAAAACAAAGACAGUGACGGAAUCACGUCCGUUGUCCAUCCCGAUGAGGGUGAUGCCCGACAUCACGGAUGAAGGAUCAUGGAGCACUUCAGAGGAGCGGAUGAAGGAACUCAUCAGUCAUGCCUGGGAUGCUGUUAAGCAACUCACUUUACAGUUGGAGCUGAAGUCGUGCUGUGUGUUCCUGCCCAACGACAGCCUCCCGUCUCCCAGCACCAUCAUCUGUGGAGACAUACCUGGCACUGUGCGAAGUUGGUAUCACAACCAGGCCUUCAUGCCGGGGACUCUGGUCAUCUGUCUGCCCCAGAUCAAUGUCCUGAGUGCGGGGCACAAAUACGUCGAGCCGUUGCAGGAGCUCCCUUUUGUCGUCUCUAAGCCAAUCUUGGAAGAAGGAGAUGCGUUUCCUUGGAGCAUAAGCCUGAGUCAGUUCAGCAUUUAUACUCUGUUGGGGCACCAGCAAAGCCUCAGUCUGCUGGAGCCGAUGGGAUGCACCUCCACCCUGGCAGUCACUUCCAAAGUGCAGAGCAGCUCAGAGGGAAGACCGUCCUUUGUGGUCUGCCUGCAUGUUGAUCUACAGCCCGUCCACGUCAAGUGUUCCAACCCUCAGGUCCAGCUUUUGUAUGAGCUGUUCCUCAGCUGGAGUUCCACCUGGGCACGACUCCAGAGACUUGUCAGCUUACGGCAGACCCCCAGCGUCCCAGACCCCCCAGCUGGUGCUGCUCCGUCCUCCCCAGUGCGUAGUAGUACUGGCACUGCCCUGCCUGACACCAGCACCUGCAGCCCCUCUGCAGACUUUGGUUCCCCCACUGAGGGCGACUCGGUACCAACAGGAGAUGACGGCCCGUUCGCUGACACCGUGACUCUGGAACAACAAACCAGCAGCAUCGAGGGAACGAGCGGCAAGGUCAGCCUGUGGAUGCAGUGGAUGUUACCAAAGGUCACAGUUCAGCUGUUUGCCCCCGAACCAGCUGCCAGAAAAACAGAGAUUUGUGUCAUCAGUGAACUGGAAGACCUGAGUGCCUCUGUAGAUGUCCAGGAUGUUUAUACAAAAAUCAAAUGUAAAGUUGGCAGCUUCAAUAUUGAUCACUACCGAUGCAGUAUGGAGGAGGGUGUUCAGAGCUCGGGCAGCUGUGGAGGAGUGGUCCUUUCUUGCACUGACAAGCUGAACAGACGCACUGUGCUGGUUCGACCCGUCAGCAAGCAAGAAUCUUUUAGCCACUUCUCUGGCUUUUUCCCUCCUACGGCAGCUAAAGUGCUGGAGGGCUCUCAUCAGCAGCACGGCUUCCUGGCCAUCACCUACACUCAGGCCGUCACCAAAAACGUCCGACACAAACUCAUCACACGGCCAGAGCGGCCGUCGCGCAGCAGCGUGACGGCGGCCGCGGAUCCUCUGCUGGACAGCUCGCCUCAGUACCUGAGGGAGAUUCUGCUGACCGCCCAGCCCUUCGAUGUGGUCCUCUCCUUUCCCCUACUGGCCACUGCAGCAGGAGUUUUUCAGGUUACAGUACCACGGCGCUACAGAGAGCAUGGGAAAUCAGCGGGUCAGCCAAUGAGAAGCCACACACUGACCUCCCGAAGUUUACCUCUCAUUUACAUCAACACCAGCGUGAUCAGAGUCUUCUGCCAUGGAAUGCAAGACAAACCCUCUUUCCCAGAUCCCAGUGAGAAGAAAGAAAACACCCUCGUUUUAAAACUGGGUUCUCUCAGCAUGGCGCCUCAGGCGGACAAUCCACUGACCCGGACGGUGCUGAGAAAAGACAUCUACCAGCGUGCACUAAACCUCGGCAUUCUGCGUGACCCCGGCUCUGAGGUGGAAGACCGUCAGUAUCAGGUCGACCUCCAGUCGAUCAACAUCGGAACCGCUCAGUGGGAGCAACUCAAGCCAGAGAAGGAGGGACUCAAAGGUGGAGCAUCGGUGGAGAGCGAGAGGAGCUCCCAGAAUCCAGCACUGGAGUGGAACAUGGCCAGCAGCAUCAGGAGACACCAGGAGCGCCGGGCCAUCCUCACCCCCAUCCUGACAGACUUCUCGGUUCGAGUGACUGCUGCACCAGCCAUCAUCUUUAGCAGGAGUCUCUCCAUCGACUCUGGACCAACUGAGGAGGUGGUGGUGUGUGGCCACUCUCUGGAGGUGAAUGUGACCAGCAGUCUGGAUUUGUACCUCAGUGUCGCCCAGAUUCACCUCCUUCAGCAACUUUUGAAGGACAACAUGGUCGGCCUGGAAGCUUCAGAGAAAAACACGGAGGUGCGUCGACAAGAGCGAAAGCGAAGCUCCCAGGAGCCUGCAGUGGGCGCGGACUCGUCGCCCCGUCACAGUGGGGCUGGGCAUGACAGCGGCUUUGGCAGUGACAGCGCUCGCAUUCGUAUCGUUCAAAUCGAGCAGCAGAGUGGAGCCAGCCAUCACUGCAUAGCUAGACCCUCUCGCAAGUCCACCAUCACCAAGAACCUCAGCUUCAUCCCUUUUGACAUCUUUAUCACUGCCAGUAAGCUUUCUCUCAUGACCUACUCCUGCUGCAGUACCCCAAAGUCCAUUCCAACUUCAUCUGAUACCCCAAGCACUCCAGAGAAAAAGGAUCCAGGGGAAAAGGUGGGAAAGAGUGUCCUCAAUCAUCCUGAAAUCACAUCCGAGUCUCCUCCAGCCUCUGCCUCCCCCACUCCAGAUCCUGGGAAGGCUGCCCAGGGCUCACUAGCAGGCCUCACAGCGGAGGACAUCCUCAACAGCAAUACCUCUCCGGCAGCAUCUCCACUACCCAGAAGAAGUCUGCUUUCUCUGGAUGGCCUUCCCACUCCCACCCGCUCCUCAGCCCGCCAGGCUCUGGGUGUCACCAUAGUGAGGCAACCAGGAAGGAGAGGGGCUGGGGACCAGGUCCUGGAGCCCUUCCUGUUCCUCCAGGUCAUGCAGCCCUCUGUUCUGCUCAGCUGCCACCACCGCAAGCAGAAGAUGGAGCUGUCUGUGUUUGACAUGUCCUUAAGAGGAGUAGCCUCUGACUACAAAUGCUUAGAUAUAGGAAAAACGUUACCAGAAGCGCUUGACUACAACGUGUUUUGGAUUCAGACGGUAGCAGGAGAUGUGGACAGUAGAACGGGGAUCCCUCCCCCUCUGCUUUGCCUCCGGAUUAAAGAUUUCCUUAACGGACCAGCUGAACUAAGUGGGCAGCUUUCACGGCCACUGAAACUCAAUCUGACUUUGACAAAGCUGGAGCAGACCAAAGCCUACCUGAAGAAAGUAUUCCCCGUCCAGAAAUGGGAUACCAUCUCUAAGUCUACCUCUGCCGCCUCCUCUUCUCAUUCAUCCCCAACAAAGACACCACAAGCCUUCAUCCCUCGUUCUGACCCUUCCCAUCAGGGCUCGUCAUCAGCUAAAGCCAGCAGCAUCAAGACCCUAGCCCGAUCCUUCCAUAAGGUGUCGGUCCACACAACUCAGAUGGUUGUAACCAUGGAGACAGAAGGCCACGCACUGAAGCCCAGCUUGACUGUAUCGCUUUCAGCCAUGACAGGAAGUCUGCAAGUGAAGACAGCGCCCAGGACAGAAGAUACCGUCCAGUCUGCCUCUCUGCUGCUGAAGCUGAAAGACGUUCUGGUGAAGACGGGCUUGAGGAGCCAGACUCGUGUUCUGCUGGGCCCGUUCUCCUGCAGCAGCUCCAUGGAAGCUCGCUGGUGCCGGCACAGCGGCAGCCCUGGAGCUGAACCUGGACCCCCUAAGCUGCUCCUGGACCUUAAGGGCGGUCUGCUGCAGAUCUUCUGGGGCCAGGAACACCUGAACUGCCUGAUGCUGGUUGAGGAGCACCUCCGUGCCUACUUCCGCCCCCAUAAAGAGGAUCUGGCUGAUGGCUCCUCGAAGGGAAAGGCUUGCCACACUCAGCCUCAACCCUCUCCCUCCUCUCCCUCCCCCCGGACAGAGCACAGCUCGGAUGACCUGCGAACAGGACACUUUCAGUACAUUCAGGACUCAGGUUCCCGGAGACUGCCUGGACCCCAUGAGGUGGUGUUUUACAGUGAGACGGAGGACAGCCCCGGGGUGAUGCUGUGGAGAUACCCUGAACCUCGUGUUCUCACCUUUGUCAGGAUCACGCCUGUUCCUUUCAACACCACCGAAGACCCGGACAUCAGCACUGCUGACCUGGGAGAUGUCCUACAGGUAGAUCAGACCUGCCUCCGAAACCAAACUCCAGGAUCCCUUUCUUUAGACCAGAGGUGUUAAACUCAAAAGUGCAAG
Molecule: messenger RNA, 7482 nt
Organism: Oryzias melastigma (Indian medaka)
Lineage: Eukaryota; Metazoa; Chordata; Actinopteri; Beloniformes; Adrianichthyidae
Product: vacuolar protein sorting-associated protein 13B
Exons: 41
Coding region: 229-7467 (2412 amino acids)
Source: RefSeq, a predicted model, not a curated record